UGCUUCACAUUUUUAACACUUGGUAUAUCUGUAAUUUCAGAUGGAUGCCUGAGUAAGAAGUUUAAAAGAUAAGCCGUCAGAGGUAUUGUGUCCUGAGCCUAAUCUCACGCAGGACUCUAUUUCAUUUGUCACAUUCUUCAGUUCUGUAAUGGAGUGUGAUGGAGUUAUGGAGGUUCCAUUGCAGCAGAAUUGAUGGUAGACACUAAAGAGUGUAGGGGCUGUAGAUAUGAAGACGCGUCAGGUGUCCUCUGCCCCGCUGGCUGGGUCCCCCCUCAGUAGCCGAUCCACCAGCUGCAGUAGCCUGUCCUUCGAGGGGAUACCUGAUGAAGUCGCCCGCCUCUCCGAGGAAAAGAGCAAAAACCUCAAAGGUGGAGAUGAAACAGUAUGGAAGGAGGAAAUUCGGAAGCGUAUGGAAGAUGAGCUUAAUGCUCGUGUGCGGGAAGCUUUAGAGACACCUCCACUCGAACGAGCCGAGCGUCAGCGUCUGUCCAAUCAACAACAACAACAAAGUGCUCGCAACAAUCUCGAAAAACUCAACUCGCACCUUCUUUUUGAACUCAAUGACAAGAACCAUGCAUAUCUAAAGGCACGGAAGUGGCGAGCUUUACAGGCCAAGAAGCAGAUGCAACAUCUGAUGAGGAUGAAUUAUACUCUAACUCCAGCCCCCACCAGCACCAUAGACGUCAUCUUCAAGGACAAACUCUCAAAGUCCAACCAGGAUGAAUUCCCGGGAGUGUUUGGUCUACAGACUUUUUCUGAAGGAAUCAAAGACCGAAACAGUUUAGAAAAAUAUCCAUCUUUAAAACAAAUUCACAGACAGUUCUACACCAAAGAUGGCUUUCUUGCUGCUUUGGAUUCGGGACACUUUCCGGAUGGAUCAAAGUUUGACUGUAAUGAAAACGGUGCAUAUAAGGACAGAUUUGGUGUGUUGAGGGACCAGCACGGUCCCUUCUGGCCGGGAGAGUGGGGCCCGCUGUUUCCCACCCCCAGAUUUAAGUGGUUUACAGACAUCCCAGAAGAACCUCUAUUUACCUCGGCUCACAACCAACAGUUUACAAAGACCUUCGACAACCAACAAACACCAUAUACCUCAAAAUGGCGAGGGGUGUUGAUUGUGUACGAUUCAGAACGAAGCAGUCGAGACCAUUCCCCCCAGCCCGUCCCAGAAGGAUGUUGUCCUAAUCUAGUCUUUGAAUCAAGAUUUGAGAGUGGAAAUCUACGCCAGGCUCGAAGAGUGGGUCAGUGUGAAUAUGAAUUGGUGCUAAAAACAGACCUGUAUACUAAUCGCCACACCCAGUGGUACUACUUCAGGGUCCAGAACGCAGUCCCCGGGGUGGUGUACAAGUUCAGGAUAGUCAAUUUACUCAAAAGAGAUAGUCUUUAUAAUUAUGGUAUGAGACCACUGUUAUACUCAGAAAGUGAUGCCAAGAAUAAGUCUAUAGGUUGGGUCAGAGCGGGUCAUCAUAUUAGUUAUUCUAGAAAUAUAAUGCAUUUACACUGCCCUUUGCUAAUGAGAGGUAUCCCUUACUCUGAACUGGAAUGGCAAAUGGAAUUUCCCAAUGCUGAUGACACCUAUUAUCUUGCCCAUUGUUACCCCUAUACGUUCACUGAUCUCAAAGAGGACCUGGACAUCAUGUUAAACAAACCAGAAAGUCGACAGUGGAUCAAAAGAGAGGUCCUCUGUGAAACUCGCGCUGGAAACAGCUGCUUUCUUGUCACCUGUACCAACUUUGAUACCUCGCGAGAGGAACAGAUCAAGAAGAAGGUGGUGGUGGUGACCGCCCGCGUCCACCCCGGGGAAUCUCAGGCCAGCUGGAUGAUGAAAGGUCUGCUGGAUUACAUCACAAGUGGCGACCCAGUUGCAAAAGAACUUCGCAAUAGGUUUAUAUUUAAAAUAGUUCCCAUGCUCAAUCCUGAUGGGGUGAUAGUGGGAAACUACCGAUGUUCUUUGGCAGCCAGGGACUUGAACCGCAAUUACCGACAUCCAAGGAAGGAGAGUUUUCCAACAGUUUGGUUCACCAAAAGUAUGAUGGAGAAAAUCCUAGAGAGACAUGAUAUUCUUCUAUACUGUGACCUGCAUGGACACAGUAGGAAACACAAUGUGUUCAUGUAUGGUAACAACACGUCAGAAGUGGAGACUGAUGAGGGAAUUGGUGCUGCUCAGGCCUAUCUCAGAGAGAGGCUUUUCCCUUGGCUUAUGUCACAGAGGUCUCCAGACAAAUUUUCCUUUCAAUCCUGUAAAUUCCAAAUCAAAAGGUGUAAGGAGUCCACAGGCCGUGUGGUGAUGUGGCGUCAGAUGAGGGUCCUCAACAGCUUUACCCUGGAGGCCACAUUUAGUGGCACUAUACUCAAUAGGAAAGAAUUGCGUCAUUUCAAUAUUGGUGAUUAUAUGGAAAUGGGGCGAGUGUUGUCUCAAGUGGUGCUAGAUUACGAAGUAGCUCAGGAAAACAAAGCUAAACAAACAGAGGUUGUGUUAGACAUGACUCGGUACAUUACAAACCAAGUGCUAGAACAGAGGGGUAUGAUUGGUGCACGCAUCCCUAACCUUCAGUCGUUAUCGACCAAAAGUGGCAAAAACAGUGAUGCUGACUCUGGAAUUGAUGCUAGUCAAGACAACAGCUGUACACUGGAUGGCAGACAGAGCUCUGUGGACGACCACUUCCUGUUGCAGGACAAGGAGAGACGGGACUCGGGAGAAGACUUCGGACGCAAAACAGAAAAGAAGAGAAAGCCCGAGUCUCACAGUCACGCUAACCUCAGUCGUAAGGAGGUGGACUCGUUAAUAGAUAACGAGUCAUUACGGACAAUGGAUGGCUGUCUGAAAAUACUCUCCGACCUCAAUGUUCGUGAGGCAUUACAGGAAUCAGAUUCUAGUGACAGUGACAGCGAAUCGGAACCUGAAAUGAAAGCAGUGGAUCCUAAACCAAAGAAGAAAAAACGCAAGUCCAAAAAGCAGCGUGACAAAGAACAUCAAGAUCGCAAGGGUGGAUCCGGGGGGUCGGACAAAAAACAGGAGGAACGUUCAAAAUCCCUAACGCAAUGUUUCCAAUGUAGUAGAAAUUUACAUGGGGCCUUGCCUUCUAUUUCUUGUUCUGAUGCUCAACAUGACACCCUUGGUAACCCUGGCAACCUUAACAAAAAGGCUUUCCAAGGCUCAUUUGUCUUGCACAGGUCCAAGACCACAUCAAAUUUGGAGAAAUACAAAAAGCAGACUUUGGACAGCCGGUUUGUCAGCAAGUAUGAAGGCAGAAGAAAUGGGGGGAUUCCAUGCUUCUCGGAGGAGAGAAGUAUUGAACGGGCAGCAAAGAGAAUGGCAGACAUGAAGAAAAGAAACGAUGAUGAGAAACAGAGGGACGUGGCUUUCUUUUCCAAUUACCGACAAAUGAUGGAGUAUUUGGACCGCCCUGGACAAUCUCCCUGUUUAGACACAAAUAGCCAACUUUCUAGUAGAUGCUCCGACACAGAAAUGCCUGAAGCCACUUUUGCACGCUUCCCACGGAGAAUCAUAACACUUCAACAAGACCGUCCCAUGUCUCCCCAAUCCUUAAGACGUCACAUUCCCAUCUCCCUCGUGGAAGGUGUCCCAACCAUCGCAGAAACCCUGGCCAGUAUCCGGCCACGGGAUCAUUUUUUGUCCCAGUGGACAAGAGAAUGGAUCUGUAACACUACUUUUGAUCUUUCCUCUAACACUGAGUCAUUUCCAGACAUGACUCCGAGUUGCCUGCCAGCUUCGAUGCCAUCAGUCCGGGAUAUCAGCUCCGAUGAAGCGAGUGAUAGUGAUGUGCCUUCCUCGACUACCAUCACGCUCGCCGCUCGAUCUAACCCAUAUAACCAACAUAUAGAAGCCAGUAGCAAUCUCCAUUUAGCUGGCAUUGCCGCGCAAAAACGACACAUGAGAAGUGGUCCUGUCCUGAAGUCGUUUACACGCCAUAUUCCAUCCAGUUCCUCUACACCCUCCCCAUUCCUGCCUCACAGCAUUACGCCCAUCGCCUCGGAAAUGGACGCAGCAAAAAUCGAGAAGCGUUCCCGCCUCAGUCGGACGCCUGGUCCGCUGAGUGGAGUUACAGAGGAAGCAAUAAACAGAGUUUUGGGUAAGGGGAUUCAAAGCAAGAGUCGACUCUUGACACUGCUUCUGUCUAGACAACGCAAGAAGUCCUCUAGCCACACUCCCACACACGCGGUUCUGUGAAUCUAAUGUCAAAACCGCUGUAAAUUAUCUGUAACAUUGGUCAAGACAGUGGAAUCUAUUAACUAGUCAUCCAAGAAUUUCGUCACUAGUCACGUGACAGAACUCCUGAGAUUUUGCCAUCAAGUGUUGCCUCUUGGUCAUUGCGUUACAUUAGGAAAACCAGAAUGACGUCAUCUUAGAUCUCGUAAAACUUGCCAGUCAUGGAGUGAAUUCAGGGAGACAGACUGCAUUGUAGAGUCAUCAAUAUUUUACGUCUUUCCUUUACACAUAUCGUUAAUAUUGUUGAAAUUUUUACCAAUUUAAAUUAACUCUACGGGAAGGAUAGAUAUAUAGAGUAAUCUACGGCCACUUUUCAAUGAAAAGGGGCCAACCAAAGGUCUUUCAGGCAUUUCUUAUUUAUACUUUAAAAUAAUUGUGAUGCAAACUGUUUGUGAGGAAAUAUUUAUAGGAUAUAUGGUCUGUGUCACUACAGCAAUAUUAGCCUUUAUCCAUUAAGUUUUUCAUGUUAAGAGAAUUUGUAUGCAAAUAUAGACUGGUUUCCCCAAUCCGGUUUCAAACAAUUAUUGCAUAAUUACUUCUUAGUAAGAAGUGUAGUAAUGUUUUUUUUUUCUGGAAAUUGUUAACUUUAAAAAUCAUGUGUGAAAGGGUGUAUCAUGGUACUUGUAAGUCAUUUAUCUUAAAGCGCAUGGCCGGACUUAGGUACUUUACACUAGUACAAAAUAUAGACAGUAAAAAUAUUUGAACAUUUUCAUAUAUUUAUGAUUAUUUAUGUUUAGUUAAUUAAUAAAUUAUGAACUAUU
Messenger RNA from Saccostrea echinata, 4989 nucleotides. Its product is annotated as cytosolic carboxypeptidase 2-like. The record is from RefSeq and is a predicted model, not a curated record. NCBI's taxonomy places the organism in Eukaryota, Metazoa, Mollusca, Bivalvia, Ostreida, Ostreidae. Bases 227 to 4189 code for a protein of 1320 amino acids. Gene Ontology annotation, molecular function: metallocarboxypeptidase activity; zinc ion binding. The transcript has 30 exons. Gene Ontology annotation, biological process: proteolysis.